This is a messenger RNA of Marchantia polymorpha subsp. ruderalis, 2905 nucleotides long. The record is from the annotation of a GenBank genome assembly. NCBI's taxonomy places the organism in Eukaryota, Viridiplantae, Streptophyta, Marchantiopsida, Marchantiales, Marchantiaceae.
GAUGAGUUCUGUCGUGGGACUCACUCGAGAGAAUUCUCGUGUCCAGAUUAUUCCGCGAACUCUUGCUUGCUGUGACGACUACCGGGAGGCUCGUAUGAUUUUGCUUUUUCUUUCUAUGGAAAGGUGGUGCUGUUGUUUAAUUGUGGCAUGGUCUGUCCUCACAGUUGAAUUCCGCUGUGGAGUUUAGAUCUCACGAGCAAGAUGCUCGUUGUGAAUGUGUUAGGCCAGGAAGUGCUGACGAAGUUUGACGAGAGAGGUUAAGUUUUGAUCGAAGCUGUGGACUUCUCGGGACCUUUCAUAGCGAAUUUCAGUGACAGUUAGUCCUCGAUAACAGCUGACGACGAUGGUUGAUAUGCAUGCCACAAGUUCAGGUUCGUCUUCCUCAUCGUCAUCGGAAUUUUCCCAACACAUAAAGGUUGAAGAACUACAGCCCGUCCCAGAAAUUCAUCAGAACAAUGAAAUGAAGCCUCCCAGCGAAAUCUCCUGCCACAACCUCCUCCCUACGCUUCCUCUCGCCACGGGAACUUUCAGGGAGGAGGUGAGUCACGUGAAUCCUGAUCACGGAUUCAAGGUCGAGCAGCCGGAGAGUGAACAAAGAUCUGCAACUGCCCUCUCGCAGCAAACGCCAUCGGGAACGCCGGCACUCGAUACUCGAGAUAAUCAAGGACAACAAGCGCAGAAGCGAAGAGGCAAACGUGGCCGAGCUCCACCGAAAGCCAAGGCCGAGAGCACGAGAAAAGGAGGAACGCCGGGAGACAAGAGCGAUGGCCCUCAUGAGAAAGUUGUGAAGAGAACGCGCAACACGAAGACGGUGAGAGAUGAAACCUUGGCCUUGAUCAAGAUUCGUGUUCUGUUGCACGACAGGUGCAGAGGGCUGGAUUCUCAGCACCUGUGGAAGGAGCUGGAACGAAGGAUGGACCAGCUCGGGUACCAAAAGAGCGCAUCGGACUGGUUCAGGAGAUUCAGUACCAUCGUGGUCAGCUACAAGAAAUUACAGCAGCAAGGGCCGCUGCCUAAAACCAAGCGCAAGCCAUACUGGUUUAGCCCCUUGGAAUCUGCAUGCGCCAGCCUUCUGGCAGAGAGAGCGCGCAAAACAGCUGUGAAAGAUCCCAGCAGAAGCAAUGAGGAGCCCGAGGUUCGUUCCUCCUCGGCCAUCGUCGUCAGAGAGCCGACCCACACCAACAGUAACCGAGCCUCGUGUCCUUCCCAUCAAGCCAAUGAUCGGAAUGAGACCAAAUCCGGACUCAGCACAGGAACUGAGAUUCAGUCCCAGAAAUUGGCUGAAAACGUGAUGGAGGAUUGUGGACACGAGAGGACAGUGCUCGAUUCGGAAGGUGGCAAAGAAGAGAACGAUAGCGCGAUGGAGGAUUGUGGACACAAGAGGACAGUGCUCGAUUCGGAAGGUGGCAAAGAAGAGAACGAUAGCGCGAUGGAGGAUUGUGGACUCAAGAGGACAGUGCUCGAUUCGGAAGGUGGCAAAGAAGAGAACGAUAGCGCGAUGGAGGAUUGUGGACACAAGAGGACAGUGCUCGAUUCGGAAGGUGGCAAAGAAGAGAACGAUAGCGCGAUGGAGGAUUGUGGACUCAAGAGGACAGUGCUCGAUUCGGAAGGUGGCAAAGAAGAGAACGAUAGCGCGAUGGAGGAUUGUGGACUCAAGAGGACAGUGCUCGAUUCGGAAGGUGGCAAAGAAGAGAACGAUAGCGCGAUGGAGGAUUGUGGACACAAGAGGACAGUGCUCGAUUCGGAAGGUGGCAAAGAAGAGAACGGUAGCGCGAUCUUGGCGUUUAUUGACAGGUGUAAGGUGCAGCAGAGCAACGGAUCGGAGACAAAGAGGACGAGAGAUCGUAAGGAAAGCUCGCAGAUGAUGCUGGGAAUCCAGAGAGCAAUGAAAUUUUUGAGGGAAAGGCAGAAUUCUUUGCAGCUGAAGGAAGCUGCUAAGAGGAAAGCGAUGACGAAAGCAUUUCUCGCCAGGCUGGCCAACCAGGAAGCCACGGCCCACAUGUCACAAGAACUUGAUGUUAAGGAGCUGAAGGCACUCGAGACACUGGCGUCGUUCCUGGACUCUUCAGCCCGGAAAUUCAUUCUCAUGCAGGAUGAACGAGAGCGAGAAUUCGCCGAAGCUCUGGCUCUGUUGGAACAAGAAGAGAGCUUGGAGAAAGAGCAACUCGCUUUCGUCACACAGCAGAUUGAAGCAAGAGCUCGACAGCUGGAUGAGCUCGAUGCUAUCCUGCAGAAAGAUCUUCGGGGACCUCCUCCGUAACUUCCUCGAAUGUCCUCUUGCAUUGACUGCUGAUAACUAUACGUGCUACUGCAUAGUCUACUCUCACAAACUUUUCUCGGUUUAACGGGAAAUGUUUCUCUGAUGACGAGUCGAAGUCAAAUGACGAUCCCUGCUGUAGUUCGAUAAUCAGAAGGCAGAUUUAUGUUGUCCAUAGCUAAGUAGACCAAAAUGCUAACCCGGAGAGAUAAUAGCAUCGCACAAACAUAAAAAUGAAACAUUCGCACUUGAAGGUGUUUUAGAUGCAAUUCCCUCCGAUGUGCUUCUACAUCUAGCACCAGAUAGAGCAUUUUAAAAUCUGUUCAUGUGACUUGAUACACAGUCGUGCCCAUUUUGAAAUUUCGCAAAGCAAAUCUGAUCUUUGUUUAAGGAUCCAUAUGUGCACAUCUCAUCAUUGACUUCCAGAGGCGAAACUAAAGCUUCGCAGGUGUGAAGGUGAAAUUUAUACUCCGCUAAACACCUUAAAAGCUUUCAAAAAUUAACUGUGUGAACCUCUCCUCUGAAACAAUGUACUAUGUUCCCCACAUUCUAGUACAGCUUUACCAGUUCCUAUGGGCUUUAGUGCGAAACAAGGAAAGACGCACAGUACUCAGAAUUUAUUAUAAAAUAAAUCAUUGUUGUAUCCAG